GGCCGAGCAAGCCGCGCGCACACCAAGAGAGAGGCGUCUCACCAAGCGACCUCCUCGCCUCAUUUCCUUGGCAUCUAUCGCUUGUCUGAUCUGAUCCCCCACCCUUGGAUCGCCUGUUCGUCUCGGCAAACCGAGAUUUGUUACCGCGUCGUCAUCACCAUGGUUGGGAGCAGCCCAAUGCAGGCGGUGCUGGUGGCCCCCGGCGUCAAGGACAGGAAGGUGCUCGCGUUCGAGCGCAGCGGCGCGCUCAAGGACAAGGACGCCGCCACCGGUCUCGUCCGCGCCAUACUCGCCGCCAACCCGGCCCAGCGGAGCGCCUUCUACGUCUUCGACCUCGCCAAGGUCAUCGACCUCUUCAGGGCCUGGCGCCGCGCGCUCGCGGGCGUGCGCCCGUGCUACGCCGUCAAGUGCAACCCGGACCCGGCGCUCCUCGGCGCGCUCGCGGCCCUCGGCGCGGGAUUCGACUGCGCCAGCCGCGCCGAGAUCGAGGCCGUGCUCGCGCUCGGCGUCCACCCCCGCGACAUCGUCUACGCCAACCCCUGCAAGCCCGAGCCACACCUCGAGUACGCCGCGGAGGUCGGCGUCAGCCUCGCCACCUACGACUCCGAGGAGGAGGUGGCAAAGGUCAAGCGCUGCCACCCCGGCUGCGAGCUCCUGCUCCGCCUCAAGGGCCCCGACGGCGGCGACGUCAGGGUCGACCUGGGCACCAAGUACGGCGCGCACGCCGACGAGGUCGUGCCGCUCCUGCGCGCCGCCCAGCGCGCGGGAGUCAGCGUGGCCGGCGUCUCCUUCCACGUCGGGAGCGGCGCCACCAACCUCGGCGUCUACCGCGGGGCCAUCCAGGCCGCGCGCGCGGCGUUCGACGCCGCCGCCGCCCUCGGCAUGCCGCCCAUGCGCGUCCUCGACAUCGGCGGCGGGUUCGUGUCCGGCCCCACCUUCGACGACGCGGCGGCGGUCAUCAACGACGCGCUCGCGCAGCACUUCGGGGACCUGCCGCGUGUCGAGGUCAUCGGCGAGCCCGGUCGCUACUUCGCCGAGACGGCGUUGACGCUGGCCGCGCGCGUCAUCGGGAAGCGCACCCGCGGCGAGGUGCGCGAGUACUGGAUCGACGACGGGCUCUACGGCUCGCUCAACUGCAUCAUCAUGGACCACUACGUGCCGACCCCGAGGCCGCUCGCCAGCCCGCGCCCUGGCGAGAAGACAUACACUUCGACGGUGUUCGGGCCAACGUGCGACUCCCUCGACACGGUGGUGACCGGGUACCAGCUGCCGGAGAUGAGCGUCGGCGACUGGCUCGUCUUCGACGACAUGGGCGCCUACACCACCGGGGCCGGUUCCAACUUCAACGGCUUCGCCACGUCGGACAUAAAGAUCUAUGUUGCAUACUCCAGCUGAGAGUGAACAUCGACGACGUUGGGAACUUGGAUUAAUAUAUUUUUUCUUUAAUCUUUUUAGACCAGAAAAACAUAUAUAAUAUGGUCUUUCACUAAACUGUUGUUUCUUUUAUUUUUUAGGAAAUAUAAGUUGUUCUUUCAAUGUACUUUGUUCUAUUUGAUUUGACAUGUAUCGAUCGUCAUGAAUCGAUUUUUUUCCUG
Molecule: messenger RNA, 1595 nt
Organism: Setaria italica (foxtail millet)
Lineage: Eukaryota; Viridiplantae; Streptophyta; Magnoliopsida; Poales; Poaceae
Product: ornithine decarboxylase
Exons: 2
Coding region: 160-1395 (411 amino acids)
Cellular component (GO): cytoplasm
Molecular function (GO): ornithine decarboxylase activity
Source: RefSeq, a predicted model, not a curated record